AGACAACAGCUCCAAAUCACUCGCUCGUGAUCUGGUCAGUUUUCAAGCAUUUCGCAAAGGGGAUGCUACCACAAAGCAUAGUGGAUGGCACAUGCUUCCGCUCACGGGAAAUCUAACUGCUGUUUGUUUAUAUAGAAACGACUGGCACAGCCUCACACAACUACAGCUGGGCCAUUUUUAAGCCUACAGAACCAUUAUCACUUUAAUCAAAACAAGUUGGAAUGCAGAUAUAUGCUGUUUAACGUUGUUCUGGUUUGUACUAGCCUGUGGCCUUGAAUGAGAACAAAAAGCACAACACAUAACAUACCCGGAAACUGAGACUGGAAUAAAUGGCUUCAUUCGCUCUGUGUACUGCCAAGUACAGCAGAGACCAUUCACUAUUGACAUAAGGCUGGUGACACCAGGGUACAGGUACUUCCCGAGGUGCAUUCACACAGGUCUUCAUGGUUUAAUCAGCCAACCGGAACAACAUGAGGGAAAACCAAAUACAUAUGUAAACUUUUGGACAAUGAGCGAGGCUACGAAACACGGUGGCAAAAGUCACGGCAUCUCAAGUAACUGCUCUGUAAGGGAAAUACUGAGGUUUUUACGCCGACUGGACUGCGCUUUGUACGAGGGACUAACUCUAGGUGUAGUAAUAUCCUCUUUAAAAUUCUGACUGCUGACUGCACACUGAUUCUAACUCUGAUGGCACUGUGGCAAAAAGAGAUAUCCAACAAGCCAACCUACUGUGUGGUAUGAAUGAGCAGCUACACUUUGUGUGGGGUUGAAUGAUCAGUGGACCCAACUGUGUGCUGUACUGUGGGGUGAAUCAUAAAAUAUCUAUUUCUGUCACUGUAUCUAACUAUGUGAGGUUGAAUGAUAUUUUUGGUUUACAGACAAUCUUGGUGUCAUUGUCAAGAACAAGUUUAGGACAUUAUCAAACACAAGUGAGCCUGGAUAAAUAAAAGCAUUGGCAAUCAGUGAGAAAUCUGGAAUCCUUCAACAUGUCUGACAACAAAAAGCCUCCACACAGCGAGCAAGCUCGUCUCCAUCACCAGCGGAGCUCCAGCCUGACUGAGUCUUUGACCCUCCACUGGCCACAACUGUCCUCGCCGGUGUUUUACAUGCGCAACAGCAUGCAGCGGGGCAUCAAUGCCAGUUUUGACCAGAGAACAAUGGAAGACCACGGAGUGGAGACUGAAGAGUCUCCGCCUGCCUUGGAAAUCCAUCUUCCCAAUGAACACUGCGUCAAUCUGCGGCCUCGAAACAGAAGAUGUAACAGAACACGAAUGGUCUCCUUGCCUGACAGCCAUUUUGACUCACACCAAGACUUUUUGUCUGCAGUCGGUGACACCAGCCAAACCUCAUCACUCCCCACUCAGCAAAGCCCAUCACCCAGUCAGGAGGUUUCUGACCAUUCAUCGGCAACAUGUAAUUGGGAAGAGGAAGAUCCAUACAUCACCAUGUUACCCUUGAAGCUCGGCACACCACUGGGAAACAACUGGAAUAGUGCAUAUGAAAACAUGCCCCCUGACGAAACCCUAAAUACUGGUGACAUCACAGCAGCCACUGUUCUUCAUGACAUUGCACACAAUCAUCUUACCUGCAAUUUGUGCAACCGGCGUUACUCAGAGCCCAAGCUGCUGGACUGCCUGCACAACUACUGCGCACACUGCCUAGAAAGUCUGCUAGAGAACAGUGAGGGUCCAAAGCGAAGUGUGAUUGAUUGCCCCAUUUGCCACAAAGCCACUGAGCUGACGGGGGAGAACGCUGUGGCACAACUCCGAGAUAGUACCCAGAUUGGGGCCCUCCUUGAGGAUGUGGAGAGGUUGGAGGGCUACCUGAGAGGGUCAAAGAUUAAGGCCUCACCUCAACAACGUGCUGAAGACGGACAGACACUGUGCCUGGAUGACAAAGGGUCCACAAGCAGUGCUCCUGCUGCGACACAACACGGCUGUUUGAAUGAGGAUGAUCAGUCUGGAAAAACAUGUACCAAACACCCAGGAAAACACCUCAAACUAUUCUGCAAGGCCUGUCAGAAGUUGAUUUGCAGGGAAUGCACGAUAUAUGACCACCAUGCAUCCCAGCACACGUACGUGGAUGCUGCAUCGACUGUGGCUGCAUGUAAAAACACACUAACUGAAAUGCUGCCCAUGCUGAGAAGAGACCGGGAGGAAUUCACGCAGGCAGCAAGCUCGGCCAGGAAUGCCUACUGCCGACUCCAAAUGAUGAUCCAAGGCACCUUGAACAAGAUGCUCCAGACGGAGGAACAGGAAGUUGCUAGAGUAAGAGCUAAAUGUGCUCACAUGCGAAUGGAGGCAAUUGAAUUGGCCAAGGAGCGUGCAGGCCAGAUAGAAAAAAUAUAUGCAGGGCACUUCAAUCGUGCACAGAGAGCCAGUCGCACAGUGGGCAGGAUCAAGCAGACCCUGGACCACUCGACUAACCUGGAUAUCCUCAAAAUGAAGGAGAGCCUCUUUGAAGACAUUGCAACCGUCAUCAACAAGGAGGUGAUCACCCAGGCGCAUAACCUCUCCUUUCUGGACUUCAGGGGCUGUUCGCCCAGCCAGCAGCCCAACACUGCCUUCGGUCAACUUCUGACGAAGGAACGGUGGAAGAUGAGGAGAGAGUUUGGAUUGCAGCCCACAAAGCUGUUCAAACAGGUCGGCUUUGUGGCAGUGUACUCCAAUGGAGACGUUGCAGCUACAGAUGUGGAAACCUGGACACUGACUGUGGUUGGCGGUAAACGUCACAAAAGUAAUUUGAAGGGGAUGAACGAACUCAGCAAGAAUGUGCUGAUCAGACCUUAUGCAAUAGCAAUCAACACGAAUGAUGAACUGGUCAUCAUAGACAACUCUAGAGUUAAGAUGUACGAUAUACACAUGAAGUUUCUCACUCAAGUCCCCACCUCCUUCCCAGAGCAUUUAGUAAAGAACACCUUUGGCAACAUCCUUUCUUGCCUGGCCCUGGACAAGAACAACAAGAUUGCCGUGGGGCAUCGCGGCAAGGAGAUUGUCUCCCUGCAUCAGGCAAAUGGCGAUCUGAUCAGUGUGGUGCCUGCUAAAAUGAUUGACACCCAACUGGCAAUCAGCCCGCAGCAAAGGCUGGUCUAUACCAACUACGAGGCCAGGAAAGUGAUCUCCAUAGACUUCAAUGGUGAGCAGGUGUUCUGUGUGGACACCCUUGACAAGAAACCGACUGGAGUGUGCUGUGACAACGCUGGAUACAUCUAUGUGGCCAUGCACACAGAAAGUAUCGGUCAGUGUGAAGUCCAUCAAUUUGAUCCCGAUGGCGUAGCUAUGGGAUGCGUGGUGAACAAAUUAGAAAACCCCCUUGGGUUGACCUUCUCUAGAAAUGAGGAAAUAGUGGUGGCAGACAAAUACUCAGUUAAGAUGUAUCACAGAACCUGAACAGAAUGGGUUACAACAUUGGACAGACAGGGUAAGGUUAUCAUAGGAUUAAGAAAAAUUUCAAUCAUUUUGUUUAAAUGAAAUGUGAUCUGUGAAAAACAUUGGAUGUCGCCGGACUUGUUUUGGAGAUAAUGGCAAAAUAGUCUCUAAUUUUUUGGACAAUUUCUGAUUUUUUGGCUACCAUUUCUAUUGUUUAUAGCCAAAUAAUUCUUUUUUAUUUUUUAGAGUUGCAAUCCAGUAGUCAGUCAAUUUUGUGUUCAGUAAUGUAAAUGGAAUUUUUACUCAGAACUUUAAACCUUGAUUUCUAUUCUCAAUAUGAGGUCAGCCACUUUUUUAUAACUUUCCAAGAGCUUAACUCAAGUAACAGACAAGCUAGAAUGAGGAACUAACCAGUUUGAAAAUGGUACAGUGUCCUUAUGAAGUUGAUGUAUACAAUAUAAAGAUGACAAAUUUCACCAUGUACAGAGAGUUCUCCCAGAUCAUAUCACAAAUAUAAUGCACCACUGUUACAGAACAAGCUGAAAUUCCACGAAAUCAAAUUUCUUCUGAAAAAAAGUAAACUUCAUCUUUCUGAUUUUGAAGAUUUUUGAUAAGCUGCUACCUCAAAGAGAAAAACCAAUGUAUUAAACCACAGUUACAUGUCAUUUUUUUUGUAAAGGGGAUGUGAGGCACAGUGUACUGCGUUAUGAAAAAUCCCAAAGUAAUGGGUUGUGGUUCUGCAUUCUUGUAGCUGAGUUAGUUAUUUUCAGAUGUAAAGCAGCCCGGGGACUGGUGAUUUUCUAACUUCCUCCCCUACAAAGGGGGCAUGUGGCCAAGUGGUUAGGGCAUGUGGCUUCCAAUCAUAAGGUUGGAGGUUCGAAUCCAGCUGCUGGCA
Acanthaster planci (crown-of-thorns starfish) is the source of this 4263-nucleotide messenger RNA. RefSeq lists its product as uncharacterized. The record is from RefSeq and is a predicted model, not a curated record. Gene Ontology annotation, molecular function: zinc ion binding. Lineage: Eukaryota; Metazoa; Echinodermata; Asteroidea; Valvatida; Acanthasteridae.